This is a messenger RNA of Strigops habroptila (Kakapo), 1685 nucleotides long. Its product is annotated as gastricsin-like. Gene Ontology annotation, biological process: proteolysis. The coding region runs from base 1 to 1164 and encodes 387 amino acids. Gene Ontology annotation, molecular function: aspartic-type endopeptidase activity. NCBI's taxonomy places the organism in Eukaryota, Metazoa, Chordata, Aves, Psittaciformes, Psittacidae. The transcript is spliced from 9 exons. The record is from RefSeq and is a predicted model, not a curated record.
AUGCGGUGGCUGGUGCUGGCCCUGCUCUGCCUCCAGCUUGGCCAGGGGAUGGUGAGGAUCCCCCUGAGGAAAGGCAGGUCCAUACGGGACGUGAUGAGGGAGAAGGGGGUGCCAGAGGGUACCCUGAAGGAUCUCAGAGGGGACCCUGGUAGGAAAUACCAGCUCAGUAACGCUGUGGCUUAUGAACCGCUAGCGAACUACCUGGAUUCCUUCUACUUCGGAGAGAUCAGCAUCGGGACCCCCCCGCAGCAUUUCCUGGUGCUCUUUGACACCGGCUCUGCCAACCUUUGGGUGCCCUCCACCUACUGCCAGACCCCAGCCUGCGUGGAUCAUGCCAGGUUCAACAGCAGCCUAUCAACCACCUUCUCGGGCACUGGCACGACCUACACCCUGAGCUAUGGGUUCGGUGACCUGCCGGUGGUGUUGGGGCAUGACACUGUGACAAUCCAGAACAUUGUCAUCAGGAACCAGGAGUUUGCCCUGAGCCUGGAUGAACCCACCAGACCCUUUUACUACCAGGACUUCGAUGGGAUUUUGGGCAUGGCUUACCCACGUGCUGGCAUCCCUGGUUACAACACACUGAUGCAGAACAUGCUGCAGCAGAGCCAGCUUGCUGAGCCCAUCUUCAGCUGCUAUUACUCACGCAACCCAACAUAUAGUUAUGGUGGGGAAGUCAUCCUCGGAGGGGUUGACCCCCAGCUGUACUCCGGGGAGGUUUUAUGGGCUCCUGUGGUCCAGGAAUUGUACUGGAAGAUCGAUAUUGAGGAGUUCUCCAUCGGGCCGUCAGCCACCGGCUGGUGCAGCCAAGGCUGUCACGGCAUUGUGGACACAGGGACAUUCCUGCUGACCAUGCCAGGACAAUUCCUGUCAGCAUUCCUGCAGGCGCUGGGUGCGAAGGAGAGCGACAACGGGUUCAUUGUCAACUGCAGCGACAUCCCGAGCCUGCCCACCCUCUACUUUGUCAUCAGUGGAGUCCAGUUAUCGCUGCCUCCCUCUGUCUAUGUCUUAAACAAUGAUGGUUUCUGCACCGUUGGGGUUCAGAGCACGUACGUGCCCUCUGCCAGCGGGCAGCCUCUCUGGAUCCUUGGCAACCUCUUCCUCCGGCAUUAUUACUCCAUCUUUGACAUGGCCAACAACAGGGUUGGCUUUGCCCUGUCAGCUUAGGGAUGCAGAGCAUCACCUGGGGGCUAUUUGCCCCUGUGACACCUUGUCCUCCCUUGGAGCCGUGCGUGGUGAUGAGUAGUCUCCAAAUCUCCUGUACUGAAUAAAGAGCUGCAAAUGUAACUGCCUCGUGUCUCAGCUGAGCAGGACCUGGCACAGCUCUUAAUAAAACAAAGUCUGAGAUGAUGCUUGAUGUUUCCAGGCACUGCCUGGGCUUCCAGAUGUGCAAGGAGCCUUUGAAUAUGCAGCAACGACCAGUUUGGGAUCACCUUUUUGAUUGGGAACCAGAUCCCUGCUGGGACUGGCUGGAAAAGCAGGAUGACUGGAAGAGAUUCAGGCUGCACCAUAUGCUGAGCCACGGCUUGGGGACCCCAGGGCUGAGCCGACACGGUCGCUGGAGGCUUCAGGAACCAGUUCGGAGCAGGAUGUGCAGAGACAAGGAGCUGCAUGUGAACAGCUCCCGGGUCAUUAGGUUUGGGGGAAUUGCACACACAUACUUGCAAAUAAAUUAGGGAUUGGAAAGA